AUGGAUGAUGCAUUAAAUGUAACAUAUAUAACUCUUUAUGGGUAUGUGGACAUGGGCAUAAACAGGUAUUUUCUUUUUAUUCAUAUGUUGAUGGUAUUUAUUCUAGCAAUCACCUUUAAUUUGACCAUUGUGUACCUUAUUGGGAUAAACAAUAACCUCCAUGAGCCGAUGUACAUUUUCAUUGCAGCUUUGCUACUGAACUCAGUCGUUACCAGCACUACUGUGUACCCAAAAUUGUUAAUUGACAUUUUAUCCGAAAAAUCAAUCAUAUCAUAUUCCGCCUGUCUCUUACAAUGUUAUAUAUAUUACUCCUUUAGUGCUUCAGAUUUCUUACUGUUGGCAGCCAUGGCCUAUGACAGGUAUGUGUCUAUAUGUAAACCUCUGCAAUAUCCAACUAUCAUGAGCAAAACCACAGUGUGUAUAAUUCUGUUUCUUUCUUGGCUUCUUCCUGCUAUUCAGGUUGCAGUCCCAACAUUACUUAGUGCUAAUUUGAAACUGUGUAAAUUCACUUUAAAAGCAAUUUUUUGUAACAAUUCCUAUUACAGUCUCUACUGUGUGACUUCAGCAGCACGAUCUCUAUCAGAUAUGAUUAGUAUAUUUACUAUGAUGAUAUUACCAAUACUCUUCAUACUUUUUACAUAUACCAGGAUACUUAUAAUAUCCUACCGAAGUUCUAGAAAUGUCAGGACAAAAGCUGCCCAGACUUGUACACCCCACCUGGUAGUUUUAAUCGGCUUUUCCUCUGUGUGUCUAUAUGAUGUCCUUAUAGUUCAACUGGAUAUGGGAUCUGAAAUACAUUUCAUAAUGACUUUACAAGCGUUUUUGUAUUAUCCUCUCUUCAAUCCAGUUGUAUAUGGACUAAAAAUGAAAGAAAUCUUUAAACACCUGAAUAAGUUGUUCUGCCAAACCAAAAUGAUUUGA
Molecule: messenger RNA, 921 nt
Organism: Sebastes umbrosus (honeycomb rockfish)
Lineage: Eukaryota; Metazoa; Chordata; Actinopteri; Perciformes; Sebastidae
Product: olfactory receptor 6N2-like
Exons: 1
Coding region: 1-921 (306 amino acids)
Biological process (GO): G protein-coupled receptor signaling pathway
Cellular component (GO): membrane
Molecular function (GO): olfactory receptor activity; G protein-coupled receptor activity
Source: RefSeq, a predicted model, not a curated record